AUGUUGGAAACGAUUUCACUUCAGACAAAGACUUGGAUAUUCUGGCCACCGCAAGAAAGUGUAAAAAGAAAUAUCCCAUUGGCGUUUCAUAUGUAUCCCAGUUGCAGAUGUAUGAUUGAUAGUACUGUGUUGAGAACUGAAACGCCACCAAGUGUAGAGCAAAGAGUACUUAUGUAUUCAAGUUAUAAAGGAUCGCAUACGAUUAAAUACCUCAUAGCUGUCACACCAGAUGGGUAUAUUUGUAAAAUUUCAAAAGGUUAUGGAGGUAGAACUACCGAUAGCUUCAUUACAAAUGACAGCGGGUUUUUGAAGUUAACAGAGCCAGGCGAACAAGUUUUAGCCGAUAAAGGUUUUCCGCAAAUUAAAUCUGAGGUGCAUAAACGGAAAGCUACACUUUUAAUUCCUCCUGUUGCAUCUAAUCCACAAUUUACAAACGAAGAGGUCGAUGAGUCAUGCAACAUUGCUAGUGUCAGAAUUCAUGCGGAAAGAGCGAUCCAGCGAAUCAAGCUGUCACGAAUAUUAAGCCCUAUUCCGGUGCAUUUGUUUCCUCAUAUAGAUGAAAUAAUGCAAGUUUGCUCAAUUAUAGCUAAUAUUCAACGUCCUUUAAUCAAUGAGCGCUGGACAAAUGAUUCACUAUUGGAUUCGCAGAUUGACGACUGA
This is a messenger RNA of Belonocnema kinseyi, 660 nucleotides long. RefSeq lists its product as uncharacterized. The record is from RefSeq and is a predicted model, not a curated record. Lineage: Eukaryota; Metazoa; Arthropoda; Insecta; Hymenoptera; Cynipidae. The coding region runs from base 1 to 660 and encodes 219 amino acids. The transcript is spliced from 2 exons.